CAGCUCAGUAGGUGGCGGUGAUGAUCAAUGUUUUUCUAUCUGCGGAUCAGUCUGUCUUUAAUGAAGAAGAGAUGGCGUCACGACUUCUCAUAAACAGUUGGAGGUGAAGAUGUGGGAAUUAUCAGAUAUUUUUUAAGUCAAACUUUUUUUCUGUGAUGAGAUGGAAAUCAUGGCUGCGAAUCUGUCUGCUACCUCCCCGUCCACCUCCACGCUGCCUCCAUCUCCCUGUGUGGAAAACCUUGGUUUCCCAUUGUCCUCUAUGGACAAUGAAGACUAUGUGUUUGUGGAGGCUCGGCAUUCCAACAAAGUUUUGGAAGGCUUGAACAGCUUACGGCUCAAUAAUGCCUUCUGUGAUGUGACUCUGUGCUGCGGAGGGCAGGAGUUUCCCUGUCACCGCAUCGUACUGGCUUCUUUCAGCUCUUACUUUCAGGCCAUGUUCUCCACUGACCUAAUGGAGUCACGGCAGGAACGGGUGGCCAUCAAUGGGGUGGAGCCCCAAAUGAUUGGCAUGCUGGUGUGCUACGCCUACACCGCAGAGGUGGUGAUCUCCAAGGCUAAUGUGCAGGCGCUCCUUGCAGCUGCUAACCUGCUGGACGUGAUGGCAGUACGGGAGGCCUGCUGCAGGUUCAUGGAGCGUCAGAUGGAUGAAAUGAACUGCGUGGGCAUUCACUGUUUUGCUGAGGCACACUCGUGCCGAGAGCUGGAGCGAUGCAGUAUGGAAUACAUACAACAGCACUUUAGCACCGUCUGCCAACAGGAGGAAUUUCUUUCUCUUUGUGCUGAUAAACUGACAGAGAUAAUUUCCAGUGACCAUCUGAAUGUGCCAAAAGAAGAGACCGUAUUUGAGGCGUCCAUGCUCUGGCUUGAGAAGAACCCCUCACACAGACAGAGCUUUGAAAAGGUUCUCGAGCACAUCAGAUUGCCUCUCAUCAGUCCAUACUAUAUCCAUGAUGUUAUUGAGACACUGGAUGUGGUAAAGGAAUCAUUCAAGUGCCAGAAGCUGAUUUCUGAAGCCAAGGAUUAUUUACUGCUUCAGGACCGCAGGGGAGAGCUGUACAGCUCCCGAGCACGGCCACGGCGCUCAACAGGAACAGCAGAGGUGAUAGUGACGGUCGGUGGAGAGGAUGACAAGGUUGUGUUACGCAGUGUGGAGAGUUUUGAUCCUCUUACAAGGCAGUGGAAGAGUCUAGCUUGCUUGCCCUUUGCCGUCAGCAAACAUGGCUUAGUCGUGUCGGGCUGUAUGCUGUAUUUGGCGGGAGGGGAAUUUCCAGACGGCUCUGCCAGCAGAGAGAUGUGGCGUUAUGACCCAUGUUUUGACUCCUGGUUAGAGAUGGCACCCAUGAAUGUUGCUCGAUCAGAACUGGGGUUGGUGAUGUUGGAUGGAUAUGUGUUUGCUGUGGGUGGCUGGGAAGGUCGUUCUCGUCUGGACUCAGUCGAGUGUUACGAUCCUCACACAAACACAUGGCAGUUUAAGGAAUCGGUCAAAAUGGCAGUGACCAGUCCAGCUGUCGUGGCGUUGGAUGGAUUACUUUAUGUAACAGGUGGUGCUGUUUUGGAAGAUGGUGAUGGCACAGAUCUGGCACAGGUAUACAACCCUAAAACGUGCGUGUGGACAGAGGUGGCAUCCAUGCAGAUUGCUCGCUCUGGAUCUGCAGCCUGCACCCUGAAGGGCAAGAUUUACGUCAUAGGUGGCUGGCAUGCUUCCACUGAGAACACAGAUAAGGUUGAGUGCUAUGACCCAAAGACCAACAAGUGGACCAUGUGUGCCCCCAUGAAGGAGAGACGCUAUCGACCCGGUGUGGCUGUAGUGGAUGGAAAAAUUUACGUUUUAGGAGGAGAGGAGGGAUGGGACAGGUAUCAUGAUACUAUAGAGCGGUACUGUGAAGAAUCAGACAGUUGGGAGAUCGUCGGGGAGAUGCCCACCAGUCGAAGCUGGCUCAGCUGUGUCUCACUGCAGCUGAGGAAGGACACUUACGCAAGUAGCCGUCCUGGCACCGCCUCCGAGACAGAGUUUCCUGUGGACUGAGAGAUUCUGGGCAUCAUCGCUAAUGCAAGUGGCUAGAACAGAAGGCCGGCGGGCAGCUUUCAGACCGCCAUUUAGUAAUGGCAGUGAUCUGACCCAAUUGCUGGUGGGUCUUUAGAAAAUGCUUGUGUCAUAAGCUGGGUCUGUGGUGAUCGUAAGUGUGUGUCUCCACAGUGUUUGCGGCGUGUACACGGUAUCAGUUUAAUGUGACAUUAAAAUGACCCACAGGGUUCUGCGCUGAGCAUCAUGAUUGUGAUUAUAAACAUGCUUUUUGUUUCCUCAUUCUUUUUUUUUUACUUUUUGUAUGGUACAUUUGUUUUUGUAUUUAUUAGAUGUUCUUUGUUGUGUAUGGUGUAAAUAGCACAAAUAAACACAAAAGAUAUAUUGACUGCCAUAACAUUAAAACAAUAAUGUACUGCAUAGCAUUACAUAGAAGAAAAUUCCAUAAUUAGAAUCAACAGAGUUGUCUAUAUACAGUGUCCAAUUUCAGUUUUAUAUUUAUUUAUAUAUGUGUAUUUUAGAAGCUUAGAUCAGUGUUUUCAAACUGUACCCUCUGAAAUAGAGUAGCACAAUAUGUUUCAGCAUUGACUUUGCAAUCUCCACAUCUGCAAUAGUCACAUCGCAGAACACACAGAGGAUUUUUUUUAAAGGAAAACCAUUUUGAAUUCCUUUGCCAGUGUUACAAUAAAUGUAUAUGAGAUACA
Messenger RNA from Misgurnus anguillicaudatus (oriental weatherfish), 2727 nucleotides. Its product is annotated as kelch-like protein 24. Gene Ontology annotation, molecular function: protein binding. NCBI's taxonomy places the organism in Eukaryota, Metazoa, Chordata, Actinopteri, Cypriniformes, Cobitidae. The record is from RefSeq and is a predicted model, not a curated record.